This is a messenger RNA of Olea europaea var. sylvestris, 2119 nucleotides long. Its product is annotated as sister chromatid cohesion protein SCC4-like. NCBI's taxonomy places the organism in Eukaryota, Viridiplantae, Streptophyta, Magnoliopsida, Lamiales, Oleaceae. The record is from RefSeq and is a predicted model, not a curated record. The transcript is spliced from 9 exons. Gene Ontology annotation, biological process: mitotic sister chromatid cohesion; maintenance of mitotic sister chromatid cohesion. The annotation marks the transcript as partial. Gene Ontology annotation, molecular function: double-stranded DNA binding; protein binding. Gene Ontology annotation, cellular component: chromatin; SMC loading complex.
AAUCAACUGACAUAUAAAUUUCUGUUUUCCUCUGCUUGUAUCGGGAAGAAACAACAGUGCCUUGGUUUAUUGUUUUAUUACGAGCUGCUGCAAUUGUUCUAUCUACUCCGGAUAUGUGAUUACAAGAAUGCUGCUCACCGUGUUGACAAAUUGGAUGUUGUUAUAAAGUCUGACUUGCAACGGAUGCAACAUAUGCGAGAACUCACCAAAGAGCUUGAUGCACUAAAUCACAGUCUCUCCCACUCUGAUUUGAACUACAGGGACAAAUCUGCUCUUACUGAAAAACAAGCUCAGCUUGAAGAACGACUUGGUAAUUAUAGUGGGAUGAGUUUAACUGGGAAAAUGCCUUUGGAACCUGCAUAUUUUGGAAAUGUGAAACGAGCAUGGGCUGAUAAACUUGAGCUGGCCCCCCCUCCCAUUGAUGGGGAAUGGCUACCAAAAAGUGCAGUCUACGCGUUGGUAGAUCUUAUGGUGGUUGUUUUUAGCCGCCCAAAGGGACUUUUUAAGGAGUGUGGAAAGAGGGUUCAAUCUGGAAUGCAAAUUAUCCAAGAGGAAUUGGUGCAACUUGGAAUUACUGAUGGCAUUAAAGAAGUAGAACUGCAACACUCUGCAAUAUGGAUGGCUGGGGUCUAUUUGGUGCUUCUAAUGCAGUUCCUUGAAAAUAAAGUAACUAUCGAUCUUACACGAACUGAAUUUGUUGAGGCACAAGAGGCUUUGAUACAGAUGAGAAAUUGGUUUAUUCGCUUCCCAACAAUCUUACAGGCCUCUGAGAGUAUCAUUGAGAUGCUACAAGGGCAGUAUGCUCAUUCUGUUGGCUGCUAUAGUGAAGCUACUUAUCAUUUCCUUGAAGCUUCGAAGUUGACGGAGAGCAAGUCAAUGCAAGCCAUGUUCCACAUUUAUGCAGCAGUCUCUUACAUCUGCAUUGGAGAUGCUGAAUCCUCUGCAAAGGCUGUUGACCUGAUUGGACCAGUUUUGGGAGUCGUUGAUUCUUUUGUUGGAGUGCGAGAGAAAACCAGCGCCCUUUUCGCCUAUGGCUUUCUACUGAUGAGACAGCAGAAUCUACAAGAAGCUAGAGUACGACUAGCCUCUGGUUUGCAAACUACACAUACCUUUUUGGGGAAUCUUCAACUUGUUUCGCAGUAUUUGACCGUGCUAGGAAAUUUGGCACUUGCACUACACGAUACAGGUCAAGCUAGAGAGAUCUUGAGAUCCGCCUUAACAUUGGCAAAAAAACUCUACGAUAUCCCAACUCAAACCUGGGUUCUAUCCAAUUUGACUGCUUUGUACCAGCAAUCGGGCGAGAAAGUGCAUGAAGAAGAAAAUCUUGAGUAUCAAAGGAGGAAAGUUGAGGAUCUACAGCAAAGACUAUCCAUUGCACGUUCAUCUAUUCAUCAUAAUGAACUGAUUGAGAAAGUAAAACUUCAAGUUCACCAACUGAGCGAGGUAGACAUCAAGCGAGCAGUUGCAGGCCCUUCCCGGAGUGUAAAUCUUGACAUCCCUGAGUCGAUUGGUCUGUUAGCUCCAUCACCCUUCCCAUCUUCUGCAAGGCUUAUGGAUUUGGACAUUGGGAGGCUUGGGAAGAGGAAGAUAUAACUACCCACUUGUGAGUUGAUAUUCCUUUCCUAUUUGAGGAUAGGAAUAACUGAAAAAUGACGAAAGAGCAUGUCUUUCCCUCGCCUCGGCUAGUAUAGGCACACCGGUGUUAUUUUCCCGUCUUAGUCUUAUCGACAUAUUCACUUGACAAUAUUAAGAAAAGUAAUCAAAAUCGGGCUCAUUAUAUUGUUAGUCAUAUCCAAUACAACUUGCUAAAUAUGAACUCAGGGUGGUUAUUUACCUUAGCUAGAGAGUAGAUAAUAUCCUAGGAUCCUUUUAGCCAUGGAGUUUCUUUUGUAAAUCUCUCUUCGCAAGUGGUGAAGUUGUUUUGCUGAGACAUAAAAGAUACUCAUAAUGAUGUUUACAUUUUUCAGUUAUAGGUAGUAGUGUUUUUCUUUUCAUAUAUAGACGUUUUGACAAAUUUUUUAAUAGUUUGUGAGGUCUUAUGAUGUCUCCAUGAACUUUCAUGUAGUAACUUGUGAUGACAUUGAAUUUGCAACAUGUUAAUUUGUUAUCAUUUCUCUUA